Aplosporella prunicola CBS 121167 is the source of this 2050-nucleotide messenger RNA. RefSeq lists its product as uncharacterized. Lineage: Eukaryota; Fungi; Ascomycota; Dothideomycetes; Botryosphaeriales; Aplosporellaceae. Gene Ontology annotation, cellular component: endoplasmic reticulum. Gene Ontology annotation, biological process: carboxylic acid metabolic process; sphingolipid catabolic process. Bases 39 to 1742 code for a protein of 567 amino acids. The transcript has 4 exons. The record is from RefSeq and is a predicted model, not a curated record. Gene Ontology annotation, molecular function: pyridoxal phosphate binding; sphinganine-1-phosphate aldolase activity.
CUACCAUUGAGGUCUCGACAAGAACACCGUCUGCGAAAAUGCCCGGCUCUUCCAGGCUCCCCGUCAGCCUGCGCGACACAUUCCAAGCCCGGCGGGCGACACCGCGCGGCCAGCUCCUUGCGCUGAACCUCGACAUCAUCCGCAAUGUCAUCUUCAUCCUCUUCCUCCUGCGCUGGACGCGCCGCGCAUUCUACACGCUCAAGGGCCGCGGGCUCGUCGGCUCCACCGUCGACGCCUACGUCGCCGUGCGCCGCGCCCUGUACGGCUACUUUCUGCGCAUGCCGGGCGUGCGCACAAAAGUGCAGUCGCAGGUGUCCGAGGCGAUUCUGAAGCUCGAGCAGAAACUCGUUCCUACCGGCCCUGAUGUCGACCGCUACAUCACGCUGCCCGCCGACGGCUGGGACGAGGACAAGGUCAGGCAGGAGUUGGAGAAACUGAGCGACAUGAAACAUACCCGCUGGGAGGAUGGGAGGGUCAGUGGCGCCGUGUAUCAUGGUGGCGAUGAGCUCGUUAGGCUGCAAACGGAAGCUUUUGGCAAGUUUACCGUCUCUAACCCUAUUCAUCCCGAUGUCUUCCCGGGUGUUAGGAAGAUGGAGGCUGAGGUUGUCGCUAUGGUUCUAUCUCUGUUCAGUGCCCCCGAGGGUGCCGCUGGUGUUUCUACCAGCGGGGGCACUGAGUCCAUUCUUAUGGCUUGCCUGAGUGCCAGGAACAAGGCCUAUGCGGAGCGUGGUGUGACUGAACCAGAAAUGAUUCUCCCUGAGACCGCGCACACUGCUUUCCGCAAGGCCGGCGAGUAUUUCAAGAUCAAGGUCCACCUUGUCUCUUGCCCUGCGCCCUCCUACAAGGUUAACCUGCGCGGUGUCUCUCGUCUCAUUAACCCCAACACCGUCCUCCUUGUUGGUUCCGCUCCAAACUUCCCCCACGGCAUCGUCGAUGACAUCAGUGGCUUGUCGCGCAUUGCCGCUAGGAAGAACAUUCCCCUGCACGUCGACUGCUGUCUUGGCUCGUUCCUGAUGCCCCUUCUUGAGAAGGCCGGCUUUGAGAGCGAACCCUUUGACUUCAGACUCAGGGGCGUCACGAGCAUCAGCUGCGACACGCACAAGUACGGCUUUGCGCCCAAGGGCAACAGCACGGUUCUGUACCGCACCGAAGCCCUGCGCUCGUACCAGUACUUCAUCAGCCCGGACUGGUCAGGCGGCGUGUACGCCAGCCCGUCGAUUGCUGGCUCGCGUCCCGGUGCCCUGAUCGCCGGGUGCUGGGCGUCGCUGAUGUCAUGUGGCCAGGCCGGCUACGUCGACGCGUGCCACAAGAUUGUCGGCGCGGCCAAGACUGUCGAGAAGGAGAUCCGCAUGCACCCCACGCUCGCCGCCGAGCUCAAGGUCAUCGGCAAGCCGCUCGUCAGCGUCGUCGCCUUCACCAGCAACUCUCUCGACAUCUACGAUGUCGCUGACGCCAUGGGCGCCCGCGGCUGGCACCUCAAUGCCCUGCAGAACCCGCCCGCCAUCCACGUCGCCGUCACCCUGCCCAUCGUCGCCGCGACGGACAAGCUGGUCUCCGAUUUGGUUGAGUGUGUUGAGGAGGUCAAGGAGGCGGAGCGCAAGCGCAUUGCUGAAGGUAAGGGCGCCAAGGGUGCUGUCAAGGGUGAUGCGGCGGCGCUGUAUGGUGUUGCGGGUAGCUUGCCAAACAAGAGUGUUGUGGUCGAGUUGGCGAGGGGAUUCUUGGAUACUCUGUACAAGGCGUAGGGUUGAGAUUGAUGGGGAUGAUGGCGUGGGGAGUCGUUGUAACUAGAAGUUGUAUAGCCCUGCAUGGUCAUAGCAUAAGUAGCGUAUUUUUGAAUUCGAAAUGCGUUUAACCAUAUUGGCUCGCUUAAUUCCGCUGAGCGCAGGGUUAUGACGGUGGUUUCCAGAGCAUCAAAUAAAGCAGGUUCCUGCGUCGUUCAUACAUCACGUUGGACCUGUUUUCGAGGUAACUGUUUAUAGGAAUUCGGAUGAAAGGAGGCACGGUCACCGUCGUGAGCAGGGCAUAGAAGUAGAAUGCGCAAUUCGAACCC